CUUAUCCUUAUCAUUUAAAAAUCAUUCUUAUUUAUAUAUAUAAAAAGUAGAAACCCCACCCCUACAACAACAAAUAAACAAUUCAACAAUGUCGGAUUUUAUAUCAAUAAACAAUGUACUACAGCUAAGUCAUUGAUAACCUAACAGUUGAAUGGAAGAAGAAGCAUGUGGCGAAAUAUGCAAAUACAAUAUUGCUUCCAUGUUGUUUUGUUGCGCCAGAGAGAUAAACAAGAGAUAUCAUUCAGGCAGUAGAAGUUGACUCACAACCAUUCGAGAUUCGAGAAGAUGAUCAUAGGAGAUCCAGCUGCAUCUGUAGGGAAGCCAUUUCAGAAACAAGAUCAUCGCAAGGAUGAAGCCCAAGUUCGGAAUGAAAUUAGCCUUUCAAUUCCUCCACCGGCAUUUAUUUCAAAUAGUGAUCCACCACUUAAUGAAACAAGGGAAAAAUUCUUGAGAUAUGGAUUACCUCUCUACCUAGCUGCUAUGGAUGGAGACUGGGAUACAGCAAACAAUAUUUUUAAGGAAGCUCCCGAAUGGAUAACCGCACCAAUCACCAAAAGGGGAGACACAACUCUGCACAUUGCAACAGCUGCUAUGCACCUUGAAUUCGUAAGACAUCUGGUAGACCUUAUGGUUAAAUCAGAUGAUCUUCUUGAAUCACAAACCACACUUCAAAAUACAGCCUUCUGCAUUGCAGCCUCAUCUGGAAAUGUAGAUAUUGCAAAAGUUAUGGUGGCAAAAAAUAGACGACUUCCCAAUAUUAAAGGCAGUAGAGAACUUACUCCUCUUCAUAUGGCAAUCCUUCUUGGCCACAGAGAUAUGGUGAAAUAUCUCAAGGAAGUAACGGAUGACAGCCUGUUGAACGAUGAUGAUCGUGUUAAUCUUCUUACCAGUGCCAUAGAAUCUGACUUGUAUGAUGUUGCACUUUAUUUCAUAGAUAAGCACCCUCGGUUGGCGACCCGUGCGAAUUGGAAUGACGAAAGUGUGCUGCACACCCUUGCUCAAAAGCCUUUGCAGAACCUAACUAGCAAGAAAAGCAUAAGGAAACACUUUCUGAGCGGAUGGACUUACAUGGGCAAAGAUGAAGGAGAACAUCAACUAGAACUUGCACUUCAAGUGACUCAGAGAGCUUGGAAUGAAGUCAUCAAAUUAGAAGAAACUGAGAUCUCAAAUUUGAUUGCAUAUCCAUCACGACUGCUGUUUGUUGCUGCUGAAAUGGGGAAUGUUGAGUUCCUAAUCACAUCAAUUCUUUCGUAUCCUGAUGUCAUAUGGAAAGUUGAUGAAAAGAACAGAAGUAUCUUUCACAUUGCUAUUGAAUGUCGACACGAGGGAAUUUUUAAGCUUAUACACGAAAUUGGAGCCAUAAAAGCUUUAAUCGCGUCAUACACUGAUCCGCAUCAGAACAAUAUGCUGCAUUUAGCUGCAAAGAUUGCUCCUCCGGAUAGACUCAACUGUGUCUCAGGUGCAGCUUUACAAAUGCAAAGGGAGCUAUUAUGGUUUGAGGCUGUCAAAGAUGUCGUCCAACCCCACUAUGCUGUGGCCAAGAAUAAUCCGACAGAGGGCCCACAAAUGACACCCCAAGCUUUAUUUACAGAAGAACACAAGAACUUAAGAUUAGAAGGAGAGGAAUGGAUGAAGAAGACAGCAGAAUCAUGUACACUAGUAGCAACACUCAUUGCAACAGUUGUUUUUACUGCUGCUUUUACCUUACCUGGUGGUAACGAUGACAAAGACGGAUCUCCGAUUCUAUUAAAAGAUGCAGCAUUUAAGGUAUUUGCAAUAUCCAAUGCAGUUUCGUUAUUCGCUUCUGCAACGUCCAUAUUAAUGUUUCUGUCAAUCCUAACAUCAAGAUAUGCAGAAAGUGACUUUCUGAAGUUACUACCUUUCAAGCUAAUGGUAGGCUUGUCAUCUUUAUUUGUGUCCAUUGCGACAAUGAUGGUUGCUUUCACUGCUACAUUUUUCAUAACUUUCAAAAACGAUACGAUUUGGAUCCCGGCACCUAUUGCUCUGCUAGCAGCAAUCCCAGUUUUGCUAUUUGCAUUUCAGCAGUAUCCUCUUUUAUGGGAUAUAUAUAGUUCAACGUAUCGGUCAUCAACUUUGUUUAAGCCAAGUAAACCACGGAAGCUUUCCUGGAAAAGUAGGGUGCCGAAGGCAAAAUUGAGUUAGAAGGAAGUUCCACGUUCUUAAUUUCUUAUUUUACCAAUAUUUAGUUUCAAAAACAAUAAGUUAAGCACUGUUUUUUCAUUAGGGAAAACGCGAUCAAAAGCACAACUCCACCAUUUCUCUCAUUAUGACUCUUCCUCUACUAAGCAAAGUAAUUUUUCCUGAAAACUGCCAGAUAAGUUCAUACUUACUAUUCAAAUUGCGAAUUCAUCUCUUUAGUUUACUUCGUUACUUCAACUUUAACGCGUAAGUAAUUGGCAUUGUUAAUCUGCAUCUCUUCCUAGUAAGUUUCUUUUCCAUUUGCAUGUUGAAUUGAAUUAAUUCAAGAUGAAUUCUGGAGUGAGAAAGGGAAAAGCUGAUCGAAAUUGGGGAUUUUUCUUGUUUGUCAUGAAUUGGGGAUUUGAGAUGAUGAAUUAAAUGUGUAAGUGGUGAUCGUAUGGAAUAAUUUGUGUUUAUUUGCUGAUUGUAUUUUGUUUUAUAUUGUUAGGGUUCGUGAUUUUAUAAUUUUAUGGAUUAUGGAUUUAUUGUUAGGGUUCAUGAUUUUAUAAUUUUAUGGAUUUAUUCCCAACUCAAUUCUUAUAACGGACGGUAAUUAAGGAAUGCUUAUCAAUUGAUAAUCUUCAAUUUUUCGUUGAUUUUAUGGUUAUUGUUACUAAAUUUUUGCACUUUGGUUUAUAUUGCUCAUCAAUUGUGACUUGCCGCCCAUUUGUUAGAUGGUAAUAAAUGGUGGUAAUGAGAAUCUUUUGGUUACUUUGAUCGCAUGGUUGUUCAAUUUCAAUCAUCUUAUAUUUUUCGUAAAAUUCAUUCCAAUGCAUCACCAUUGGGAGCUUUCCAAUGUAUCACCAUUAAAAGAGGUGGUAUUAGGUAAUGAUGGAAAAUUGUAAACAAAAAUAUUUUUUUGUGAUUAAAGUUUAUCUCAUUAAAGUUUCAUUACCAUGGGAAUGAGAUGAAACUUUUCAUUAAAUUUUACACUAUAAAUCAUUUCCAUUACCACCAUAUACUACCACUAACCAAACGAAUCGUAGAUGAUUAUAAGCCAAACUCAAGUACAAAAUUUAAGUGAUCGAGCAUAGCUAGUAGUUUGAGCAUUAAUUCUUAGUAAUCUGUUGCUAUCAUAUUGAUUGGGUUCUGGUUGAGGUUUGGGUUAUUCGUUGUGCUAGUUUUGAGAUGUUUUGAUAAAUUUCAGAAUAGAUGUAUAAAUGUAGAGAAGGCAUGUAGAAAUCUUGUAUUCCGAGCAUGUUGCUGUGAUGAAUAGGUUGUCUAUGAGUGCAGGUAGGUAUUAUUUUGAUGUCGAUGUUACAGUUACGCUGUAUUUUUGAGGUAUUGUUCUGAGUGCAAGUUAGCAGUAUCUGUGGCUGUGCUUUUUUUUUUUUUUUUUUUGGUUUAUAACAGCUUGUUAUGAUUAAGAGAUUGCUUAAUGUUUUUGAAUACAUAAUUGUGUUGAUUUAGUAUAUGUGAAAAGGUAAACUGUUAUGAUUAAGAGAUUGCUUAAUACUGUUGAAUACUUAAUUGUGUUGAUUUGCCUAAACCUGGAAGUUUGCCGCUUUUUAAUGUUCUAUGUAACACAACGACAAGGAAGACAAGAACGAAUGAUUUUCUUUACUCUGAUGAUGAUAAGAAUGAUUUUCACCGGUAAAAUGAGAAUAUAUUGUUAAGUUGGGAUGAUCAGUCCCAAUAUGCUAUGCAAUGGAUUCAAUUCAAGGGUACGGGACAAGAGCGAAAUGGGCAACAACAGCUUUUGCGAUCUUUUUAAAUAUCAUUUGAGGUCCAAUUAUAUUUGUUGCUUCUAUUUGCUGCCGCCAUGCUUAGCCACCCUACCCUAUCCAUUAGGGGUGACACCCUCCUUCUACAACCUAGAGGUAGUUGAGCAAUUAUGAAACCACCACCCCCACUUGUUUUGAAGGCUAUAAAUAGAGAAAAGGAAAAGGGAGCUCAUCAUCUCAGAUUUCACUCUUUAUUUUGAGUAACUUUCAUGUAUUUUUGAUAGCUUUGUUUUUACUUCAGUUAAGAAUUAGUGUUUAGCAUAACUUUUCUUACAAUUCGAUUAAGUACCUUCAAUUUCCAAUUACAAUCUUAAUUUUAUCCUC
Messenger RNA from Amaranthus tricolor (Joseph's coat), 4247 nucleotides. Its product is annotated as ankyrin repeat-containing protein ITN1-like. NCBI's taxonomy places the organism in Eukaryota, Viridiplantae, Streptophyta, Magnoliopsida, Caryophyllales, Amaranthaceae. Bases 286 to 2163 code for a protein of 625 amino acids. The transcript has 5 exons. The record is from RefSeq and is a predicted model, not a curated record. Gene Ontology annotation, molecular function: protein binding.